AUGGCCUUGUUGUUAAGAAGAUACAUUGACCAAGCUGUUGAGGGAAAUGGAGGGGUUGUUGGUGGUGGCAUUGAAGCCGAUGCGGGACAUAAUCUUGCCAUUGAAGCAGGUACUAGAGGAGGCGUUGAAGCCGGUGCAGGACAGAAUGUUACUAUUGAAGCAGGUGCUGGAAGGGGCGUUGGAGCCAGUGCUGGAGGGCUUGCUGAACUUGUUGGAGAUGAAGUCGUCGGAGUUGGAUAG
Prunus armeniaca (apricot) is the source of this 240-nucleotide messenger RNA. The record is from the annotation of a GenBank genome assembly. NCBI's taxonomy places the organism in Eukaryota, Viridiplantae, Streptophyta, Magnoliopsida, Rosales, Rosaceae.